Messenger RNA from Trichechus manatus latirostris (Florida manatee), 3633 nucleotides. RefSeq names its product ferric chelate reductase 1 (gene FRRS1). The coding region runs from base 27 to 1805 and encodes 592 amino acids. Gene Ontology annotation, cellular component: membrane. The record is from RefSeq and is a predicted model, not a curated record. Lineage: Eukaryota; Metazoa; Chordata; Mammalia; Sirenia; Trichechidae. Gene Ontology annotation, biological process: intracellular iron ion homeostasis. Gene Ontology annotation, molecular function: oxidoreductase activity, acting on metal ions. The transcript is spliced from 16 exons.
UGGCUAGGCUGCCUUUGCUUCUCAGGAUGGCAGUUCCUGGAUUUAUCCUUGGUGUCUUCAUACAUCUGUUGCACAUUAGUUCUGUGGCUAAUUAUCCGAAUGGAAAAGUAGCAAAGUCAUGCCAUGGAAUGAUCCCGGAACAUGGUCAUAGUCCACAGUCUCAUCCUAUUCACCACAUUUCAGUGAACCAGACAACAUUCCAACCAGGAGAUCAGCUCAAAGUGACUUUGUCAGGGCCACCAUUUAAAGGCUUUCUCUUAGAAGCUCGUGAUGCUGAGGAUUUGAGUGGCCCACUCAUUGGCUCCUUCACGUUGAUUGACAGUGAAUUGUCACAGAUUCUCACCUGUGAAGACAUACAGGGGUCAGCUGUGAGUCAUAGAAAUCCAUCCAAAAAAAAUGAUAUCGAAGUCUACUGGCAUGCUCCAAGCAGUGCGCCAAAUCAUAUACAGUUUCUAGCCACAGUUGUUGAGAAGUAUAAAAUCUACUGGGUGAAGAUUCCUGGUUCUAUAAUUUCACAGCCAAACGCACUUCCCUUUACAACACCCAAAGCUACAACAGCACGUUUGUCAACGUUACCCCCAGACUCCCAUUUAACCAAACCAUUCAGCGCUUCAGCCUGCGGGAACACGAAGUUCUGUAUCAGGAGUCCUUUGAACUGUGACCCAGAGAAGGAACGUGCCUGUGUCUUCUUGUCCUUUAUGCGAGAUGACCGAUCAGUGAUGGUUGAAAUGAGUGGUCCCAGUAAAGGCUAUUUAUCCUUUGCACUUUCUCAUGACCGAUGGAUGGGUGAUGAUGAUGCAUAUCUCUGUAUUCGUGAUGAUCAGACGGUGCACAUACAGGCUUCCCAUUUGACUGGACGAAGUCACCCUGUGAUGGACUCUGAGGGUUCUCUUGAGGAUAUGGCUUGGAGGUUGGCAGAUGGUGUUAUACAGUGUUCUUUCAGAAGAAACAUUAGCCUUCCUGGUUUUAAGAAUAGAUUUGAUCUAAACACAAGCUACUACAUAUUUAUAGCAGAUGGUGCAGCUGAUGAUGGUCGAAUUUAUAAACAUGCCCAGCAACCACUGAUUACAUAUGAAAAACACAAUGUGAUGGACUUUCCAAAGAACAUAGGAGGCUCCCAUUCUUUGUUCCUUCUGAAGGUUCAUGCUGCCUUAAUGUUUGUGGCAUGGAUGACUACCGUUAGCAUAGGUGUACUGAUUGCCCGGUUCUUCAAACCUGUUUGGUCAAAAGCUUUCUUCUUUGGUGAAGCAGCUUGGUUUCAGGUGCAUCGAAUGCUCAUGAUCACUACAUCUGUCCUCACCUGUGUUGCUUUUGUUCUGCCUUUUAUGUACAGAGGAGGCUGGAGUCGGCAUGCAGGUUAUCACCCAUACCUUGGUUGUGUGGUGAUGGCUUUAGCAGUUCUUCAGCCUCUUCUGGCAGCCUUUAGGCCACCUAUACACGACCCAAGAAGGCAAAUGUUUAACUGGACUCAUUGGAGUAUGGGAACAGCUGCUAGAAUAAUAGCAGUGGCAGCAAUGUUCCUUGGAAUGGAUUUACCGGGGUUGAACCUUCCUGAACUGUGGAAAACCUAUGCAAUGAUUGGAUUUGUAGCCUGGCAUGUUGGAACUGAGAUUGUUCUGGAGAUACAUGCUUACCGACUCACUCGGAAAGUUGAAAUAUUGGAUGAUACUAGAAUUCAGAUCCUUCAGUCAUUUACUGCAGCUGAAGCAGAAGGUCAUACAUUUAAAAAGGCCGUGUUAGCACUUUAUGUCUGGGGAAAUGUGACUUUUCUCAUCAUGUUCUUAUCUGCAAUCAGCCAGCUAUGAGCAGGCCAAGAACUUGGAUUUUGCAGACCAGGUGAUAAUUAUCAUCAUGCUAAAGAAACUUGAAGCUUGCACCGACUGCCUUGAGCAUAUUCUUGAAUUCUCACUUGGAAGAUGAGGGUCAUGUUUAUGGAAGAAUUGUGAAGUCUGGCCUGUAGAGAUCAGCAUUCAACAGGUUUCUCUGGAUUAUAAAUGGAUGUCAAGGCUUUCUGUGUAAUUCUGGGUCUUAAAGGGAAGGCUGUGCUUGAGGAGAAGUUAGUCUCAAAUAUUUUCUAUGCCAAGUGUUUUAAGAAUAUUAGCAUUUAAGAAAAUAAACAAGAACUAUUUAGAAAACAGAACAAGUAAAUAUGUCAUCAGGAUGCAAAGGAGAUUGUAUUAAGGUAAAUACAUUUUAGACUACAAAGGUGCUGUGGUACUUUAAAGAAACACUUAAACACUUUUUUUUACUAGUUUAUCUAAACGGCCUUUCUUAGGACUUUAUGAGAAACCAUAUUUUUCAGUCCAGUUUUUUAGACACGUCAUUUGCUCUGUGUAUAUUGUUACUUCUUUGGUGGAGGUGGAGCAGACACCAUUGUGGAUUUCAUUAACAUUUUAAAUAUAUUAUAAAUAUUAUAAUUUACUUCUUAGGAAUGAAAUGCAAGUAUUCAUCUUCUGCUUAGAGACUCUUUUUAUAUAUAUUCACAGACCUGAAAUGACAUUUCAUUUAUUAAUUGCCUUGAUUAUAAGAUUUAAACCCUAUAGCAUACAGAGGUUGUAGACUUGCAUUUCAAAAUUAGUAAAACCCACCCUUGUAAACAUAUCUAACAGUUACUCUUUUUUCUUACAGAAAUAAAGUGGGUGGUUCUGCUUUGUUAGCAGUUCCUGAUGUUCUAAUGAAUCAGAGUGAUCAGUGUUAUUUUCCUUUCUAUUCCAGUAACUUAUUUUAUGGCCAGGUCUCAUAUUUGCUCUGAUGAUUUCUAGCCAGUGGGUGGCGCUAUGAUACCAAAGUAACAACUGCUUUGUUCCUGUUUCCUUGUGAUUUAUUUUUAGUACUUAGAUAACUUCAUGGCAUUUCUCUUAAAUUCCCUUAACUUCCACCAAUUCUUCUUUGUCUCCAUUUGAAAAAUUUCUACAUGAUUUUCUUUUUGGGUCAGAGUUUACAGGGUAGAAACUGAAAUUAGGGACCAGAGUUGUUCUUUUCUGGUUUCAUUUUUAUUGUUUGUUUGUGUUUUCUAACUGUAAUUAUUUAUAACAAUUGUUUAAUAUUUUCAUUUACAUUCCUGUGACCUUGUAACAAAUGAAUAUCACUAUACUAGGUAAAGGAAACAGCAAAGUCGGACAUUCUUAAAAUAAAAAAAUUUGGGGAGUCAUACUUGACUAUUCCUUAAUUGUUCUUUCCAAUUAUGUUAUAGUUUCUGUUUGGGCAAGGACCUAAAUUCUGUCUGGUAUAAAUAAUAGUCUCAGCUAUGUAUCCUACAUAUUUUACUGCAUAAAAUGAUAUGCAAUUUUUGUUUUUGUUCCUUCUGUAGGUGUUUAUCAUAAGAAGCUUAGGAUUUAGAUGUGACCUUUCUGUGUUCAUAAGUGCCAGUGUUUUUCUACUCAACUGUCUAAAUUUUCCUUUUGUCUUUAUUUAAAAAACACUUAGUAUAGCAAAUUAAAUGUACACUAAAACAUUUUCUUCUAGUUUUUCAUAAAAAGGGACUUAAAAGUUAAUAAAUUUCUCUUAAUAAAUUAUGUUCUGUGUCUGACAAGGAAAAAUUCUUUUAAGGGAAAGAUGAUCCUUGAUGUGUUUGGUUUUCAAAAUAUGUGAACUUCCUGGAUUUCCAGUGCUAAGCCUAAGAUAUUUUAACUU